Molecule: messenger RNA, 514 nt
Organism: Pelobates cultripes (western spadefoot toad)
Lineage: Eukaryota; Metazoa; Chordata; Amphibia; Anura; Pelobatidae
Source: the annotation of a GenBank genome assembly
AUGGCUAACUGCUGCGCAAAAUGGCGGCUUAAAUCUUCGCUCCAGCAUAUAGGUUCCAUGAAAUAGAUUAAUUGAGAAGCUGAAUCUCUAUUUCACACCCCCAUACCUAAUCAUGUGUCACAGCAAGCAUAGGAAGACUGCGUCUAAAGAUGCCAAGCUAAAGUUUUUUGGUUUUUUUAGCUAAAAACUUGGCCUAGCAUCACAAGCCUUGCAGGCCGCUUCACAAGAUGGCGGAGGCUCGUUGGAUGAUAAGAGCCCACUCUUUGACCUGGGGCAAGUCAAGUCUGGCGAAAACAUUACCAAGCAAUGUCUCCACAAAGUCCUAGACACCUUAUCCACCAAACGAAUACACUCCUGGAUGGCCAGUGUGGACACGCUGCGCAAGAACCUUCUGGACCUGGUUGUGAGAACAAUACAUACAGAAACCAAAAUGGCUAAAUACGCAACGGCUCACAACGAUCUAGCUGACCAUGUGCAGCAACACAUAGAAUCUCUGGAAUCAAAGGUGAUUUGA